AUGGCGAAUAGCACAGCAGAAGAAAAAGAUUUUAAUGGUACGAGUGAUGAUAAAACUAAUAACAAUAAUAAUAAUCUAAUUGAUAAAAAUGAAGUCAAUAAAGGGUAUGGUCAACAACAACCCCAACAACAAGCUGAUCAUCAUCAACAACAAAAGCAACAGCAACAACAAAGGGAACAACCACAAUUUCAAAUGGAACGAAAACCACAAGUAGCAAGAAGUCCCAGCUUUCUAAAGAUGAGAAGUUUUUUCACUGACAACAUGACAAAGAUGUGCUCAUACGUUGCAAGGAAGACUGAUGAUGACAACAACAACAAUAAUAACAGAGAUAUCAACAACAACAACAACAGUUGCAACAACAUUACCAACAAUGUUGACAACAGCUACAAUAAAUACAUUAAAAACCUGGUUAUAGGCAACAGCAAGAACAUCUCAAACAGCUGUAAUAACAUUAGCAGCAGUGUUGCCAGCAACAAAAACAACAACAAAUACAUUAACAACGUGGUUCUUAACAACUACAACAACAUUUCCAAAAGUUGCAAUGACAUUAGCAACAAUAUUUUCAAUGGCCUACAUACAUUGCUCAACAAUAACAACAAUAAUAAUAACAACAACAACAACAAUAAUAACAACAACAAUAAUAACAACAACAAUAGUAACAUUAUGAACAACAAUAAAACGAACAGCCAUAGUAACAGUGUUAUCAAUGUGCUCUAUACAUGGGUCAACAACAACAACAACCAGAAGGAUGAUAAUGAUAAUAACAACAAUAAUAACAACAACAAUAAUAAUAACAAUAAUAAUGAUGAUGAUGAUGGUGAUGAGCAGCCAAAACAGAGCUGGUUGAAUGAGAUGGAGGAGGAGUGUACACUCCGACGAAGACAACAACGCAUGGAAUUCCGAAUGCGACUUGUCCAGAAAUUUUGCGACAAAAACCUGGAAAAAAUUCACCACCAACAACAACUACUACAACAAAAGUUUUACCCCAAAAACCUGGAAAAAAUUCACCACCAACAACAACAACUACUACAACAAAAGUUUUACCCCAAAAACCUGGAAAAAAUUCACCAACAACAACUACUACAACAUCAACUGCAAUAUCGACUGGAGUUAGAACAACAACAACUACACCAUCUGCAAGAACGGAUUGCAUGUAGGCAAAAAGUUGAAAAAUGGCUCAACUCUAUUAAGGAUUAUACCAGCUGUUUGAUUCCAAAUGGCGAACGAAUUCAAGAUGGCCAGUAUUCAGAAUUCGAAUAUGAGGAAAAUAAUGAUGAUAACUUUAAAGAUAGCAAUGAUUCUAUUUUUGGUAGGGGUGUUUCUGAAUGGGAUGGUGGUGAUGAUGAUGGUGGUGAUGAUAUGGGUCUGAACUUUGUAAGGUUGGAGAAAGAGUCAGAGAAGAAGAUAGAGAGUUCCAGAGAAAAGGGCCAGAAAAAGGAAGAUAAAGAUUGUGAAAACCGCGGCAAAAUAACCAUUAUAUAUAAUUUCAUGCUUAUUAACAUAUACUUAACUUAUAAAAGAAGUUUACGACAGGCGGUGGUCGUAUUCGAACCUGGUCACGGUGCAACCAAACCAGACGACCUUAAAAUUUAA
Molecule: messenger RNA, 1593 nt
Organism: Helobdella robusta
Lineage: Eukaryota; Metazoa; Annelida; Clitellata; Rhynchobdellida; Glossiphoniidae
Exons: 3
Coding region: 1-1593 (530 amino acids)
Source: RefSeq, a predicted model, not a curated record